Messenger RNA from Dictyostelium discoideum AX4, 2397 nucleotides. RefSeq lists its product as hypothetical. Bases 1 to 2397 code for a protein of 798 amino acids. The transcript is spliced from 2 exons. The record is from RefSeq and is a predicted model, not a curated record. NCBI's taxonomy places the organism in Eukaryota, Evosea, Eumycetozoa, Dictyosteliales, Dictyosteliaceae. Gene Ontology annotation, molecular function: GTP binding; GTPase activity.
AUGUUAGUUUUAAUUAAAACACCAACUAUAACAUUUUCAUUGGAUAUUGAAAUUUCAGAUACCUUGUCAGUAUUAUAUAACAAGGUUGCAGAGAGAACAAAAAAUAAAAGCUAUCAAUUUCAAUUACACUUUGCUGGUGAUGUUUUAUCAAAUAUCUUAUCAAAAGCAAUUGGAGCAUGUGGUAUUAAAAAAGAGUCAACAAUUCAUAUGAUCUUAAUUAAAGAGAUUAAAUUAACUAUUAAAUAUUUAGAUAAAGAUUAUCCAGUUGAAAUUCCAAAUAAUGCAGGUUUAAAAGUUUCACAUUUAGUAUCUCAUAUUAGAACAUCAUUACAAACUCAAAUACCAUUAUUACGUUCAUAUUUAAACUCUGUUAGUUUAUAUAAAACUGGUACAGAUACUAAAUAUACAGAGAGUAUGAGUUUACAAGAGAAUAUUAAUUGUUAUGAUACUAUUGAUAUGAAAAUUGGAACACCACUACCUACAACAACGACAACAACAACAACAACAGGAUCAACAUUAAAUAAAAAAGAACCACUAUCAAAAUAUAAAUAUAAUAAUAAAAAUAAUAAUAAUAAUUAUAGUAAAACUAAAGGUUAUGAAAGUGAUACAUCAAGUGAUAGUGAUAGUGAUAGUGAAUCAUAUAGAAAUAGAUAUAAUGGUAAAUCAUCAGGAUCAGGAACAGGAUCAGGAUCAUCAAAACCAUCACAAUAUGAAAUUGAAAAAGAAAUUGAAGAAAGAAAUGAAAGAGAAAGAAUUCAAAAAGAACAAGAGAAGAUGGAAGAUGAUUAUUUAUUAAAGAAUUUCGUUCAAUCGUCAAUGUCAGCAGAUGUUGAGAUUGUAUUUUGUUUUGAUACAACCGGGUCAAUGGCAACCAUUAUUAAAUCAGUUCGUACUCAAAUCGUUCAAACUGUAAAUAGAUUAAUGAAAGAUAUUCCAAAUAUUAAAAUUGGUAUUAUGGGUAUGGGUGAUUAUUGUGAUGGUGUAAACGUUUUAAAAGUAUUGGAUCUUUCAUCCAACAUUGACGAGAUCGUAUCAUUCAUCAAUAUGGUGCCAAAUACAUCUGGUGGUGAUGAACCUGAAGCAUAUGAAUAUGCGCUUUACCGUGCAAAGGAGCUAAGUUGGUCUGAACAUACUUCAAAAGCAUUCGUAAUGAUUGGUGAUUCAAAUCCACAUGAACCAACCUACACAAAUUUAAAUAUAAAUUGGUUCAAAGAAUGCGAUGAUCUCUUUGAUAGAGGUAUUAAAAUCUAUGGUGUUAGAGCAUUGGGUACAAGUAUAUUCUAUUCAGAUUUGGCUGAAAGAUCAGGUGGUGUAUGUAUUAAUUUUAAAAAGUUUGAAUUAAUCACUCAAAUGUUUUUAGCAAUUUGUUAUCGUGAAAGUUCAAAAGAACAAUUUGAUAAAUAUCAAAAUGAAAUUAAAGAUCAAGGUGAUAUUUGUGAAGAAAUGAAUGAAAUUUUAGAUGAUUUAAAUAAAGAUAAUUUUACUGUAAUUAAAGGAAAUGAAAAUGAUAAUGAUAAUGAUUCUUCAAAAACAACUACAACAACAACUACUACCACUACUACGACCACUACUACAACUUCAACCACUCCAAAGAAUAAUGUCAUUUUUAAACAAUAUGGUGUACCAUCAUAUAUUAAAGUAAAUGAGCCAUGGUAUAAAAUUAAUCCAAAUCUUCAAGUUGAUCCAAAAUUUGUUUAUAAUUCAAAUACUGGUUAUUUUGAAAAUUUUAGAGUUGGUGGUCAAAGAAGAGCAGAAAUUGUAGAAUCAAAUAUAACUGAUGGUAAAUCAACAUCAUCAUCAUCACCAUCAUCAUCAUCAUCAUCAUUAACAAUAACUUCAUCAAUGAAUUCAAUGAAAUUAUUUGAUUUUGAAAGUAGAAUCAUUAAUGAAACAAAUUUAGAAACAAUAAAAAAGAAUAAAGUGACAAAUAAAGAGAAAAUAAUUUAUAUAAUUGGUGAUUCAGGAAUUGGUAAAACUACAUUUGUAAAUAAUUUAAACUAUGUAGGUAAAUCAUAUAAUAGUAAACUUAGAUUUAAAGAGAAAUCAACAUCAUUAUCACAAUCGGAUUUUGAUACUACAGAUUUGUUUAUUGUGUGUUUCACUCUACAAGGUUCAAGUAAUUCAUAUAAUAACUUUACAAAUUAUUUCACAGAGAUUCGUAAACGUGAUCCAAUGAAACCAAUUGCAAUAGCACUACUUCAAAAUGAUUUAAUACCCGAUUUAAAUAAUAAAGCAACUUAUCAGCCCUCUGCACUUCAACAAUUAUAUUCAUUGGCUGGAACAUUAGAAUUCUCUUCAAAAAUGCCACAAAAUCAAAUUAAAUUAAUUGAAAAAUCAAUAAAUUCGAAAUUAUCAUCAACUUCAUCAUCAUCAUCAUCAUCUUGUAAUUUAAUGUAA